UGCUUUCACUAGCUAUUGAGAAUCAUGUCUGACAACGGAGAACUGGAAGACAAGCCACCAGCUCCUCCUGUCCGGAUGAGCAGCACUAUCUUUAGUUCAGGGGUCAAAGAUCAGCUGUCUGCCAACCACAGCUUGAAACCCCUGCCCUCUGUACCAGAAGAGAGAAAACCUAGGAGUAAAAUCAUCUCCAUAUUCUCUGGCACUGAAAAAGGAAGCAGGAAGAAAGAAAAGGAAAGGCCAGAAAUCUCCCCUCCAUCAGAUUUUGAACAUACCAUUCAUGUUGGCUUUGAUGCGGUUACUGGAGAAUUUACUGGAAUGCCAGAGCAAUGGGCUCGAUUGCUACAAACCUCAAAUAUCACCAAGUUAGAACAGAAGAAAAACCCUCAGGCGGUACUGGAUGUGCUGAAGUUCUAUGACUCCAAAGACACUGCAAAACAAAAGUAUCUGAGUUUCUCUGCUCCAGAAAAAGAUGGUUUCCCAUCAGGAACACCAACGACCAAUGCCAAAGGUUCAGAGCCAUCGACAGCUGUAGCUGACGACGACGACGACGACGAUGAAGAAGCUCCUCCUCCAGUUAUUGCUCCACGGCCAGAUCACACAAAAUCGAUUUAUACGCGGUCUGUAAUCGACCCCAUCCCUGCACCAGCUGGUGACUCUUCUGUUGACAGUUCAUCCAAAUCAGGUGAUAAACAGAAAAAGAAGACCAAAAUGUCAGAUGAAGAGAUCAUGGAAAAACUACGUACUAUUGUGAGCAUAGGAGAUCCCAAGAAAAAGUACACCAGAUAUGAAAAAAUUGGGCAGGGGGCUUCAGGUACCGUUUUCACAGCUAUUGAUGUGGCAACGGGGCAAGAGGUUGCUAUCAAACAGAUAAACCUGCAGAAACAGCCCAAGAAGGAGUUGAUUAUUAAUGAGAUCUUGGUAAUGAAGGAGCUAAAGAAUCCCAACAUAGUCAACUUCCUGGACAGUUACCUUGUAGGAGAUGAAUUGUUUGUGGUGAUGGAAUAUCUGGCUGGAGGCUCACUGACAGAUGUGGUCACAGAAACAUGUAUGGAUGAGGCACAGAUUGCUGCUGUUUGUAGAGAGUGCUUGCAAGCGCUUGAGUUCCUCCAUGCCAACCAGGUCAUCCACAGAGACAUUAAGAGUGACAAUGUGCUGUUAGGAAUGGAUGGAUCGGUUAAACUCACGGACUUUGGUUUCUGUGCUCAGAUUACCCCAGAGCAGAGCAAACGCAGCACUAUGGUUGGGACUCCUUACUGGAUGGCUCCUGAAGUGGUCACACGGAAAGCAUAUGGCCCAAAAGUGGAUAUCUGGUCUCUGGGAAUCAUGGCUAUUGAGAUGGUGGAAGGAGAACCCCCAUACCUCAAUGAAAACCCUCUGCGGGCUUUAUAUUUGAUAGCAACUAAUGGCACACCGGAGCUGCAAAACCCUGAGAAACUGUCCCCAAUAUUCCGGGAUUUCUUAAACCGAUGUUUGGAGAUGGACGUAGAAAAAAGGGGAUCAGCCAAAGAAUUGUUACAGCAUCCCUUCUUGAAAUUGGCCAAACCUCUGUCUAGCUUGACGCCACUGAUCCUAGCAGCCAAAGAAGCAAUGAAGAGUAACCGCUAACAGUAUUGCCAUGGCCUUCAUCUUUUUGUGGUGUUUUGUUUUGUUUGUUUUUUUACAAAUCUUUAUAAUAUAUGGAAUUGUUACACUUCUGGUGGGAGGGAAGGGGUUUGGGGAAAAAAAGUCUGCAAAAGGGAAGAAACUCUUAUCCAGAAGACACCCAAAAUAAAUUGUGGUGACUCUAAUGAACCCUUUCUGUGGUCCAGAAGGAGUUGAGGACUGAAUUACUGGCUUUUAUUUUAUUUUUUUUUUUCCCCUCCAGGCAGCCAAGGAAAGCCACUUUCUGUGCCCGGGGUUUUAAAGGUUUUCGAUGACUUUACUGUUACAGCUCCCAUUCAUUGUACCAUCCUGGGUACUUUCAAUACUUGAAUGACAGAUUCAAGCUUUCAGAGAGCAGGACUAAUUUUACCUGCUGAUGUCUUUUAUUCUCCUCUUCCUCCCCUCGACUCGUUGACUUUUAAAUCACUCUAGUAAGCCCCUCUAUGACUAGAUUAAUGGCAAGUGUGACAAAUGUGAAGGUACAUCUUGCCUUUCCUUCCUUUUAGAGAUUAGCUGUCACUGUACUGUAGAAUUAACAGCUUGACUACUUAAGAAAUCAUAAUGUGUUGAAAUGUUUCUUUCUUUUAAGAAAAGAAUGGAGAGAGGGGGAAGAGAAGUAUUCACUCUUUGUUAUAUGUCUGUGUUCUGUGGAUUUCUAAUCAAAGGUGUGACCUCUAGAAACUUCUUGAUGGGUCAGGUCUUUGGAUGUCAGGUUAUGGAUAUGUGGAGAGGGGUCAGAUAAAUUAUUUAUGAUCAAAUGAUCAGUUAAAGUCAGGGCAAGAAAAAAAUUCCAGUUGUCUUCCUAUCUGCUCUUUUUUUUCCAUUAGACUUGCCUGCCAGAAGCUUAUUGGAUAUUUUGCUUUGUGAGGUGGGUGGUUCAAAGACACGUGUCUGUACUCUGACUUGGGCUUUGAGAGUUAUGCUGGUGCCUUUGACUUUUUUAUUUUACGUUUCCCUUCUUUGUAUCAAAUACAUUUUUGUAUAUGUUGUAAUUUUUCCCCAAGCAAAUAAUGCAUCAGCCUAUGGAGUUGUCAGAAAUUAAGUAUUAGAGCUAUUUUUUGCAUUUUUAUAUAUGCUCCAUUUGUACUAAUGAAAUCAGAAGAACAAAUAAUCAGAUCUGAGGACACUGAAGAUGGAGAAUUUUUAAAAUAUAGUUCAAACAGAAGAUUACAAACACCUGGAAAUGGCCAAAAUGCUGUUCUGUGAAGACAAAGGUUGAGAGUGGAGAACAAUGCCGUCAGACGUUAAUGGGGCUUAUUUGACUGGCUAGUUCGAGGCUGAAGAGGCUUGAUAUGUUACACUGGUCCUUUCUCACUAAAGACAUUUUACCAGCUAGAAUCGCUGAAGUGAAAUAUUCACUGCAAGAAAAGAUGCCUCCCUCUAGGGGCAGUGAACAAUGUAAGUGGUUGAGUACUUAGGGUAUUGACAGAGGCAACUGUAGAGGAAUCCAUGGCCCCUGGCUUCUUUUAAUGCUGCAGUCCAUGCAUUUCAACCUCCAGAACAGUUUAAUGAAGAGCCAACUGUAAUUACAAUGUGCCAAAUGAUUCUGUGAAAGAACAGCCAUGAAUUGAGUGGGAAUCGACAUUUUGUUGUGUUCCCAGUGGGCAAAUGCUUGAAUGGGUAGGGUUAUGGCUGGGUAUGGACAGAGGGCCCCAAAUUAAAAUUUUUGUGCACUUUUGCAAACAGUGCUGGCAGAAGAUAAAGUUGAUUUUUAGAAAAUUUCAAUAUUCAUAUAUCGAGAGGAAAAAACUACAUUUUUGGGGACUGGUAGCCAAGAUAUGACAAAACUAACUUCCAGCUGUGAGUGGCCGGCCAGAACAGCUGAGCCUGUUUGUGCUUGUGAGGAAGGAGAAGUGAGGUAAGGGUCUCAGAGUCUCUCCUGCUGCUCACUAGCUGCUAGGAAAUUGCUUUGUACCAACAAGAUGCCUUAUUUUGUAAGGAACCGCAGUAUCAUGGUUCAGUUUGUUUUCUGGUAAACUCUUCUGCGGUAGGUACCUAAGUAAAUUGCUAACUGUACCAUUAAAGGAAUAAAUAUCCCUCUAGCUAUAAGCAUGAGAAUGUUCAUGAUUUUUAAAUUCAAGAAAGUGUUGCUUUCCAGGCAAAUAAUUCUAGAUGCGCUUCCCAGGCAAAACACAUUAAGGACGCUUUAAACACUAUAAUGGCAAUACCCCCACGGUUUGAAUGCAUCUGGCUUCCUGAUGAAAAGGAAGCAACAAGGAGGCUUGGCUAAGAUUAAAAAAAACCUUUCUGAUUGAUGGUUCCCUCACUGUCCGUUGCUGGCAAUGGACUUUUUGAAACUCCUGCCAGAGUUAAACUGGGAGCUGCUCUCCUGAUUUCCCCCCC
Struthio camelus australis is the source of this 3984-nucleotide messenger RNA. The record is from RefSeq and is a predicted model, not a curated record. Lineage: Eukaryota; Metazoa; Chordata; Aves; Struthioniformes; Struthionidae.